AUGUACGUCCAGACUGUUUUGGACGACAAAAAGUUUCGUGAGAUGUGGAAUAACUUGCGGGAACUCUGUGGCUCACGUAUCAGUUCUUUUCCCAACGUUGAGGUACUUAACCGUCAAUUGGCUUCUGUACCUGCAUCUAGCUCCCUCCCACCUCCUUUUCUUGCCCAUGAUGCAAUUAACCCUGUUUCUCCGGACGAGGUCCUCCAAGUUUUGAGAAGAAUCAAGGCCAAUAAAGCUCAUGGUCCCGAUGAAUUAGCACCUCAUUUGUUGAAAGCCUGUGCCGACCAGCUUGCGACACCCAUUGCUGAAUUGUUCACUACUUGGUGUCAUCUGGAACGAUCCUCGAUUGUUGAUCAGCCCGGAUCAGACCGAUCCCAAAGAAAGGAUCGUCAUCGUACCUAUCCUAUUGCCUACACAUCUGCGUUGCUGAAGGAUUUUGAAAAUGUUUUGCCGCACCGCAUGAUACCCCAGUGUAACUCCCAUGAUCCUUUACAAUUUGCUUAUCAAUCCCAUUUAUCCACACUUGACGCCGUUGCUCAUAUUGUUCAUUUUGUUGCUUCCGUCUUAGACAAUGGCGCUGGUAGCACUUGUUUAACUUUUCUUGACCAUACAAACGCUUUUGGUUCUCUCGACCAAAGUGUGCUUAUUGAUCGUCUUUUUGAGUGUGGUAUAACUCAUGAAGUUUUAAAUGUACUUAUCAACUACCCCUUCCUCAGUACUCAGUUUAAUUCACUCAAUAGUGUGCAAUCCUCUACCAUUAACCUUGAAGCCGGUGUUUUUCAGGGUGCCAUUUUGUUCCCUUUCUUGGUUUUUACGUAUAUAAAAAAUCUCCCCAUUCCCACCAAUUUUAUUGCAUGUAAAUAUGCUGAUGAUAUUGUGAUUGGUUGCCCAGCCCCUAUUCCAGACAGUUUUCGACCUCUGCAGGACAGUCUUAAUGAACUUCACGAUUGGUCUGUGACCCGAUCCCUUGUACCAGUGUCUGCAUUGAAGUUUCAUUUAGUCUCAAAACCGGUCCCCAUUAGUUAA
Molecule: messenger RNA, 1026 nt
Organism: Echinostoma caproni
Lineage: Eukaryota; Metazoa; Platyhelminthes; Trematoda; Plagiorchiida; Echinostomatidae
Source: the annotation of a GenBank genome assembly